CGAAAGUCAAAACCCAACGGCUUUCCCCACCUUUUCCUCCCCCUGUCACGGAAAUUCGCCAACUAAAAUUUGUUUCCCUCCAAAACCCGCAUCUCCCGUCCUAUUCCGUUUUCCCCACCAUUUCGAACGCCAAAACCCUAGCUCCACCCCAUGGACGCGAGCGGCGGGGUCGUCUUCCCGUCUCCGGCGACGGAGGACGAGACGAUAGCGCGGAAGCGCUCCCGCCGUGUGAGUUUCGCGGACACCACCAACGUGCACUUCUUCGAGCGCGACGAGGACUUCGAGACACCUCCGGAAGAGCGCCCCGCUUCUCCCUCCCCCUCCCCGGGAAGGCCGCUCGCAGGGGACGCGGCGGAGGGCGACGAUACGGAGGGAGAGGAGGAGUUCGUGCGCCCGCCGUUUGGCUUCCUGGGGAAUGUCGAUGUCGGUUCGUCCUCCCCCGGCAGCGCCGCUGGAUCCAUCUCCUCCUUCGACGGAGAUGGCAACUUCUUUGGGGUCGUGUCAACGAGCUUUAUUCAAUCGGGGAGACCAUCAGAUUCUGGAAUGUCGGAGGAUGAUGGCCAUGAUGUGACUUUGGAUUCUCGCACUUUCUCUAUGCAUUUCAACAACGUUGUUCCUCCAGAUGAUUUUUCAGCCCACUCAGCUGGAAGUCUAAGGAUACUCAACUCGGAAUCUACAACACCACUAAUGGACUUGACUGGAUCCCAGUCUGUAAAAUCAAGUACUGGCCGGGAUGCAUUGACUGACAUGAGUGUGUGUGCAGACAACCCUGAACGCUACGACUAUACUAAGUUGUCACCCACAUUGAGCAAUUUACUGCAAGAGGCCCAGGAACAGAAGUCUACUAAAGAUGGCACUGAUUUUGUAAAUCCUGAUCAUGCUUUGAGUCUGCCUGCAUCGAAAGAACACAUGGAAGAAAAAGCAUGCGUCGAUAUGUCUUUUGAUGAGCUUGGCACUGUUAGCUCCCUUGAGGGACACAUCUCUAUCUGUAAUCCGGCAUGCAGUAGCUCUGAUCUGAUUCAGGAAGACGAUGCAAUGAUUGCUGAUAUUCAUGAUAAAUAUCAGACCAGGUUGCAAGAGAACUGCAAUGAUGACCAUAUAUCUCAUCCUGACGCCAAUACUGUAAAAACUCCUAUGUUACUCUCUCCACCUCCAUCAUAUGGAUCCUUCAUGAGUAAUAUUGACUUACAACCUCCUGUAUUGGAUCAGCCAUCAAAAGAUCAACCAACUGGAGCAAAUCAAAUUGCAAGUGCUUCCAUUUUGUCUAGUGCAGUUCCUACCUUUUCACUGAGUGAUGCCGAGCAGAUGCACCAGCAAAAUCAAAACAUGAAUUCAGAAACUGGUCUACUUACUCCGAGAAUACCAGUCCAACCGUUGCAACUUACAAACGGCUCUGUAUCGUCCCUACGGUCCAAAAGGCAGCAGCUCUUCAGUCCUAUUGCUCCUUCCCCUGAGGCAUGUCCUUUGGGGAGUGCGUUCUUAAAACAUGGUAAGAGAAUUUCAGCCCUAGAUCAUGUACUGAAGUUCAGGCUUCAUGAAUCACCUCAUAAUCUCCGAUUACCAAUGAUUGAGAGGAAUGAACUUGUUCUUGAACCAAAUAACACAUUCAGCAAAGCUGGAGAUCAUGGCUCCACCGUAUCAGUUUCUUCUAAUUCUGUUGCACCACAACAGCUGAAAAAAACUGUCCAGACUUCUAUUCUAGACGCUCCUUCGAGGCAGGAACUAAAUGAGGCCACUGAGGUUCAGGAUACUUCAUGUGAUGGUAGUCACAAAUGCAGUUCUCCUCUGGAUUUAGAUGGUAGUCGAAGAAAAAGGAGCGCUGAAGAACAUGGCUUCGCUGAACAACAGUUGCAUGAGAAAAGAGCAAAAGGACCAAGAAGCCCAAUAACAGCAGGGAAACAGCUUCCUUGUGUAUCUUUGUCUUCUCGGAUGACAGAAGAAAAUCAGAGUGCGGCCAGUGAUAGUGAACAGUCAUUAAGUGAUGAUUGGAACAAGGUAGUAUUCACUAUAUCUAAUUCGAUAAAGCAAUUGCAAAUUUGCCCAGCAUCUAUGCGUAAGCUUAACCCACAACAGCUUGAUAUGUUAGGAGCUAUGCUGGGGAAGAUUCAUGUGGCUAGAAAAUAUAAGAGGCUUUCUACUGCUGUGAGGAUUCAAGAUUCCAGACUAGCUGAGGCAAGAUCUCUCCAUGACAAGCUUUUAUACGAAAAAGCGAAACUGCAAAUAAAUCAUGCCAAGCUAGAUAAAUUGCGGAAUAAGACACAGUUAUGUCAAGUUGGAAUUCAAGAAUGCUGCUAUCUGAAAUCAAAGAUUUCACAGCUUCUUCGUCUGACAGCUGGUGCUGCACAAAUGAAGGGCAAUCUUCUUCACGCAGAAACUUUGAUCAAUGCCAGUGACAGACAGGAAGGACAUGCUAGGAUAACUGAAAAGAAGCUUGUACUCGGCAUGAUUCAACAGAAGGUGGAGGACCUAAAGAGUUUGCUUGAACAUUUUUGCAACAUUAAAGGAGAUAUUAGUGAAGUCAUCAGGGUUUCUAAAAAGCAGUUGGAGAUGAGAAAUCAGUGUCAGAUCAUCAACCAGCAAGCAUCGCUCUGGGAGUUGAAUGACAUUUUCGAAAGGGAAAAUAAGCGUGAUGUCAUUCUCAACUACCACAAUUUGCUGUUCCAAAGGGUCAUCUUAAACAUCAGCGAUAUGUCAAGCAUAUUUGUGAAUAACUCGCUGAGUGGAACCAAAAUAGAACAGGCAUUUCCAAAUUUGAAUGCAUCUGUGGCAUUCAGUUUUGUUUUCAAAGCUGAGGAGAACCAAAGUGUUAGUGACUUGAGAUCCUUGCAAAAGAAGACAAUGGAAACAAGUUUGCUUCUGGGUAACCUUGUUGAUGUCCUAGAAGAAAUCGAUUAUGCUAAAAGGGAGUUAUUGAAUCUGAUCUCUGCAGAUUUUGGUGUGGACUCCCAGACAGGGCAACUUGGCUUCAGUCUCCGCUUCAUCAGUUGCAAGAGCACCAAGAGGGUUGUUUUCUCCAUUGACAUGACAGACCUGACCCGCGCGGUCUACCCGUCUGAGCCAUGCGAGCUACCGAUCAAGGUGAGCCAAGCUGAGACAACGCUGUCACAACCAAGCCUGGACAAGCUUACGGUCUCCAUAAGAGACCUCCAGCCAGGUCGCAUGUUGAUCCUCAGGCUAUGCCGGAUGGUUUCUCGGUUAGUUAACUCAUUACCAGGCUGACCCUUGCUCACCGGACUACCAAAUCGAGCAAAUCUGAUGGACAAGUAACACCGUCUGUAAAUACCGCUCUCAUCACCUUAGUGCUCCUAUUUUUCGUGGAUUUUCUGUUGCAAGUGGAGUGGAGUAACUUAGUGCUCCUAUUUUUUGUGGGUGUCUGAGUAUUCUCAGUCGCAAAAAAUUUCUGUUCUUUCGUUCUUUAAACGAACGAACUGUUGCAAGUUCACUAUUAUGUGCAAGGAAUUCAUGCCAUGUGAAGAUCCUGUGAUAGUGGCUAGUGGAUCGGGACGAAUCUAGUCGUAAUCAUUGUGAAGCCUUUCUAUCUGUGCCUGUGCACCGUUAUGUAAUACAGGUUUGCUAUUUCGCAA
Molecule: messenger RNA, 3584 nt
Organism: Brachypodium distachyon (stiff brome)
Lineage: Eukaryota; Viridiplantae; Streptophyta; Magnoliopsida; Poales; Poaceae
Exons: 14
Coding region: 151-3219 (1022 amino acids)
Source: RefSeq, a predicted model, not a curated record